CUGGCCUAGUUCCUCUGCCUUGGGCCCUCUCAGUAGUUUUAUCCCAGCUGGACAAAAUGCACCAAAAGGAGUGAGCUGUGGGCAUGGAUCAUAGGUGUCAGCCUGGAGGAGACCUCAUGUGAUUAAUCUUCAGAGUGCGUGUGCACAUGCAUGUGUAACAAGACCCAGUCCAAGAGCAGCAUGGACAAGGACAGCCAGGAUGUCCACCAGGUGCUGAACGAACUGAAGACCAAAUUCCAGGAGAUGAGGAAGAUGAUCAACACCAUGCCCGGCAUCGGCGUGAGCCCCGAGCAGCAGCAGCAGCAACUGCACAACCUGCGGGAGCAGGUCCGGACCAAGAACGAGCUGCUGCAGAAAUACAAGAGCCUCUGUAUGUUCGAGAUCCCCAAGGAAUAGAAGGGAAGCGACAGCUCCCCUGAGCCGGGACCUUCUCCCUGCUUCCCUGCUCUCCUGCCUCAUCGCUACCAAGUGUCGGCUGCUUGGGGACAGGGAGUCUGGAGAACUUGCUGUACUGUAGCACGGUGGCAGCCGUGGGUUUGCUUUGAUCUGCCCUGGGACUGUGUGUAUUGAUACCCAUCCCUGUUGUCUUUUUCCCCACUAAUGCAGGCAGACAGAAAGCCUUGCGCUCCCCCCGCCCCUCUCGCUGCAGGAGUGAAUGAGCUGGGGGUUAUCUUUUCUGUGUCGAACAGCUUCCCCCUGGCACAGGGCGCGUGUGCUGCCACUUUGCUCAGCUCCGCCUCUGCCGAAGCAGUCGAAUGCUGAGCGGAGCAUCACGAGCCCCCGGCACCUGGGACAAGAUCAUUCCUCACGUGCGGAUGCAGUGGGGGCCUCUUGGGAGAGAGGGGCUACUUCUGUAGAGGAUGUUUUGUCCCCAUACGGAUCCCAGUAAAGAUUCCUACACUCUGAA
This is a messenger RNA of Alligator sinensis (Chinese alligator), 907 nucleotides long. It is a transcript of the gene MED9, whose product is annotated as mediator complex subunit 9. Gene Ontology annotation, molecular function: transcription coregulator activity. Bases 151 to 396 code for a protein of 81 amino acids. The record is from RefSeq and is a predicted model, not a curated record. Gene Ontology annotation, cellular component: mediator complex. The transcript is spliced from 2 exons. Gene Ontology annotation, biological process: regulation of transcription by RNA polymerase II. Lineage: Eukaryota; Metazoa; Chordata; Crocodylia; Alligatoridae.